CCGGGCCGGGCGGCAGACGGGUCCCCGGGGGCGGUAGGGCCGGGAUGCGGCCGUGGGAGCGGUCGCUGCGACAGGAGAAGGGCUUCAUCCUGGACGGCGUGGCGGUGAGCAGCAUGGAGCAGACCUACGCCCAGGCCCUGCCCAAGCUGUGGGCCGCCAUCCCGCCUUACAACGCGCAGCUCGACGCCCACGCCCGCUCCUAUUUCCGAAACCCCACCGUCAAGGCCGUGCUGAGGAAGACCGAGCAGCUCCACGGUGGCACCUGCCGGGAUGGCUGGUUGGUGGAUUAUUUUCACAUCUAUGGACCCGGGCAGAGGUACCUGAACAGGAGAAACUGGGCAGGAGCGGGCCACUCCCUCCAGCAGGUGGUGGGGCAUGACCUGUUCCAGACAGAUCUCAAGCCCUGCCCCAGCUACAACGGGCGCUUCGGUUACCGGCGCAACACCCCUGCCCUCCGCCAGCGCACCUCCGACUUCGGGGAGGUGACCGUAUUCCCCCUCUUCUAACCAGCCCCUUCCUCUCCUCGCGUGGGUAGGCAGAAGAUAAAAUAAACUUUUUCUUCCAGCUCUGUUAAGUA
Molecule: messenger RNA, 577 nt
Organism: Ornithorhynchus anatinus (platypus)
Lineage: Eukaryota; Metazoa; Chordata; Mammalia; Monotremata; Ornithorhynchidae
Gene: SPMAP1
Product: chromosome 11 C17orf98 homolog
Exons: 3
Coding region: 45-506 (153 amino acids)
Source: RefSeq, a predicted model, not a curated record